AUGCAGUACACACCGUUUGCCUCCGACAUCGAGUUGCCAUUCUACACGGCUCUAGCCUCUCUGAAAAUAAACCAUGACAAACUCGACGAUGCGGCGCGCAAAUUACUGGGUCUCUAUGAGAUCCGUCUUUCAGAUCCUCCUAACGCUUCAUGCCGCAUGCAGAUACAUGGGAACGCCUUGACCAGCGAUGAAAAUAUGGACAAGACUCAUAUGCUCCAACAAGCCGGUCAAACAAUCUGGGAUGCUAUAAACGACGGCACUAUCUUCUCGUGUCCAUCCCUCCUGUCAUCCUUUAUCGUUCUAUCGUAUGCAGACCUGAAAAGGUACAAGUUCCACUACUGGUUCGCGUUCCCAGCUCUCCACUCAGACCCGUCAUGGAGUCCACUGAGUGCUGCAUCCGACAAAUCCGCGGAUGGAGACGCGCCCACGAGGACUUUGUCAUCAGAGGAGAGCUCAACCCUUGUGGAGGCCGUCCAGACGUGGAGUUACAGUGUAGAUGCACGCCAACGUGGAUUUUUCCUCGCUCGGAAAUGCCCAAGGGGCGGUUCACAAUCUAGGACUCAUGGCCAGGCGGGUGGCGAGGGCGCAGAAGGAUCCCAAGCACAAGGCAACAUUUCUUGGAAGGUCGCUCCUCUCUCCAGCUUUGAGGAAGGCUUCUUCGAAGACGCUAGCUUUGAAGACAGCUUCGUAUGCUUUGUGGAUCCUUCAAACUACCCCAGUGCACCUGGCUGGAUGCUGCGGAACCUGUUGGCCCUUGUGAAAUAUCGCUGGAAACAGAACAAGGUGCAGAUUUUGAGAUAUCGCGACAUUCAUUCGAAGCGUGACCAACCGCAUAGUGCUGUGAUGGUUCUAGAAUCGAAAGCCCCGCAGCGUGAUUCGAAUGCUACAGCGGCAGGGAGCUCUGCAGAAGCUAUGCCAAAGGUGACGGGAUGGGAACGCAACCCUGCGGGAAAGCUGACAGGCAGAUUGAUUGAUCUUACGGAAUAUUUGGACCCUAAGAGAUUGGCAGAUCAGUCUGUCGAUUUGAACCUCAAACUCAUGAAAUGGCGAAUUAGCCCCAAUCUGGACCUUGAACACAUCAAGAGAACUAAGUGUCUUCUCCUCGGAGCAGGCACUCUUGGGAGUUAUGUCGCCAGGAAUCUGAUGGGCUGGGGCGUCACUAAAAUCACAUUUGUAGACAACGGGUCUGUAUCCUUCUCAAAUCCGGUCAGGCAACCCCUUUUCGAUUUCAAGGAUUGCUUGGAAGGGGGCGUUAAAAAAGCAUAUCGAGCUGCAGAGGCCUUGUCCGAAAUUUACCCGGGUGUCGAUUCAACUGGACAUGUGCUUGCCGUACCGAUGGCUGGCCACCCCGUUGUGGACGUUGAGAAGACGCGAUCAGAGUUCGAAACUCUGAAGAAGUUGAUUGAUGACCACGAUGCCAUUUUCCUCCUAAUGGACACGCGAGAAUCGCGUUGGCUGCCGACCCUUAUGGGGAAGGCCAGUGGCAAGAUUGUUAUGAAUGCAGCUCUAGGAUUCGACUCUUUCGUUGUUAUGCGCCAUGGAGUGAAGAAUGCGGACGACGCAGCAGCGUUAGGUUGCUACUUUUGCAACGAUGUCAUUGCACCUAUGAAUCAUCCUCAGGGUGCUGCAGCUCCAGCUCCAGAGUCACGUUACGAUGACCGAGGAGACCAUCCACUGGGACUUGUACCACACCAGAUCAGAGGAUUCCUUCCGACCUUUGAAAACAUAUCGGUAGUGGGUAAGAGUUAUAAAUGCUGCAGCGCCUGCUCAACGAGCAUUCUUGAAGCGUAUGAGAAGGACGGCUGGGACUUCGUUCAGAAAGCGUUGAAUGAAGUAGGAUAUGUCGAAGAGCUGAGUGGCCUCAAGGAGGUUCAAAGGACAGCUGAAGCAGCGGCAGCUGAGAUUGAAUGGGAUGAGCCGUCGGAUGAGGAAGCAGAGAUCGUCUAA
Molecule: messenger RNA, 1947 nt
Organism: Aspergillus terreus NIH2624
Lineage: Eukaryota; Fungi; Ascomycota; Eurotiomycetes; Eurotiales; Aspergillaceae
Product: putative autophagy ubiquitin-activating enzyme ApgG
Exons: 7
Coding region: 1-1947 (648 amino acids)
Biological process (GO): protein modification by small protein conjugation; autophagosome assembly; piecemeal microautophagy of the nucleus
Cellular component (GO): cytoplasm; phagophore assembly site
Molecular function (GO): Atg8 activating enzyme activity; Atg12 activating enzyme activity
Source: RefSeq, a predicted model, not a curated record